Brachypodium distachyon (stiff brome) is the source of this 1672-nucleotide messenger RNA. RefSeq names its product probable purine permease 4. Lineage: Eukaryota; Viridiplantae; Streptophyta; Magnoliopsida; Poales; Poaceae. Gene Ontology annotation, molecular function: purine nucleoside transmembrane transporter activity. The transcript has a single exon. Bases 252 to 1376 code for a protein of 374 amino acids. The record is from RefSeq and is a predicted model, not a curated record. Gene Ontology annotation, cellular component: membrane.
CUGGCAGCACCGAUCGAUCGACCCACGCAAACACAUCCAGCUGCAGAAAAGCCGAAGAAACGGAAUUAAGAUGGCAGCAGCCUAGCACAAACCUUGCUAUAAAUUCUCCUUACUACACGCCAUUAAUCACCACUCCCCCAUCCUUCAUCUCCCCUCCCUCCUCCAAAAUCUCCAUAGAAAAUCCAAAUCCCCUGGCCACCUAAUACCCGCCGCAUCAAAUUCGAUUCCUUUCUUUCUCUUCUUCCUCGACGAUGGCAAUCGUCUCCACCAUGAGCAAUUCCUCCUCCACCACCUCCUCCGGCGGCGCCGCUCCGCCUUCGCGCCGGCUCCGGUCGACGCUGCUCCUGAUGGCCAACUACGCGGCGCUCCUGAUCGGGUCCGUGGCGUCGAGCCUGCUCUCGCGGCUCUACUUCGCGCGCAAGGGGGACAACAAGUGGGUGGUCACCUUCGUGCAAUCGGCCGGGUUCCCGAUGCUGAUCGCCGCCGUCUUCCUCGUCUCCUCCCGCCCCGGCGCCUCCCGGCCCGCCGUGGCGCCGCGGCCCUUCCUGUGGAUCUCGCGGCGUCUCCUGUGCGUGUCGCUGAUAAUCGGGGCGCUCAUGGGCGUCAACAACCUGCUCUUCGCCUACAGCACUUCCCUCCUUCCCGUCUCCACUUCGUCUCUCAUCCUUUCCACGCAGCUCGCCUUCACUCUCGUCCUGGCCACGCUCAUCGUGAGACUGCCGAUAACUUUCGUGAACCUCAAUGCCGUGGUUCUCCUCACGCUCUGCUCGGUGCUCCUGGCUUUACGGUCGGGAGACUCCGGGGAGAACUCCUCCGGGGGAGGGAAGAAGGGGUAUUUACUUGGUUAUGUUGUCACGUUGGGCGCGGCGGGGCUCUUCUCGGCGUACCUCCCGGUGAUGGAGCUCGUGUACCGGGAGGCGGUGUCGGGCGGGUUCGUGAUGGCCGUCGAGGUGCAGGCGGUGAUGCAGGCCACGGCGACCGCGGUGGCGGGCGUCGGGCUGGCGGCGACCGGCGGGUUCCGGGAUGACGUGGCCAGGUGGCACGGGCCCACCUGGGUCUACUGGGCAGUCGUCGCCACGCUGGUGGUGACGUGGCAGGCGUGCUUCAUGGGCACCGCCGGGGUGAUCUACCUGACCUCGUCGCUCCACAGCGGGGUCUGCAUGGCGGCGGUGCUGUCGGCGAACGUCAUCGGCGGGGUCGUCGUGUUCGGUGACCCCUUCGGCGCCGAGAAGGCCGUCGCCACCGCGCUCUGCGUCUGGGGCUUCUCCUCCUACCUCUACGGCGAGUACAACAAGUGCAAGAAGGAGAGAUCCGGCGGCCAGGAUGAUGCGCACAAGAGCCUCACCGCCCGCGGCGGCGAGCUCGAAACCGUCUGAAGCAAACCGGGGACGUGCUAGCCGGGGUACGUUAAUUGUGCGCGUGUGAGUGCGAACCAUGUGACUGAUCAUCAGAUAGGAGAAACAGCUCGCGUUGCGUUGUUGCAAACAGCAAUUGGCAACGGGAACUGAACAUUUUCCUUUUGGUGUAGUAUAGAACGUACGAGUAACCCGGAAGCAAGGAUAGAUGAUGAUGAUGUAUUAGGUAAUUGUGUUAUGUAGAGCCCUGUAGGCGCCGUGUCAUGUUGCAUCAAUUUGGGGCAAAAGAGUUUGCAUGCAUAUUGCACCUUACAAUA